Messenger RNA from Babjeviella inositovora NRRL Y-12698, 1970 nucleotides. It is a transcript of the gene DAL1, whose product is annotated as allantoinase. The record is from RefSeq and is a predicted model, not a curated record. Gene Ontology annotation, molecular function: zinc ion binding; allantoinase activity; cobalt ion binding. Bases 234 to 1625 code for a protein of 463 amino acids. NCBI's taxonomy places the organism in Eukaryota, Fungi, Ascomycota, Pichiomycetes, Serinales. The transcript has a single exon. Gene Ontology annotation, biological process: allantoin catabolic process; purine nucleobase catabolic process. Gene Ontology annotation, cellular component: cytoplasm.
GAACGAUUUGCGGGGAACCUCCUGACUCUCGCAUUCCAUCCAUCCGACCUUUCACUUCGCCGCCAAGUAUAAAUAGUCUGUAUCCUGGAACCAAUUCUUGCACCUUCCCCAACCUAUACUUUUACGCUUGUCCCGGACGAAAAUUUCACCUGCAUAAUCUUCAGCGAGCCUAGUAUUCAGAUCCUUCUCGCAACAAAGCAUUCCAACUCAUUCCAACGCAUUAAACACAUUCCAUGUCUCGAGUUAUUGCAUCCGACCACGUACUCAUUGGGAGCGAAAUUGUCCCAGCGACAGUUAUUUUUUCGGUGGAAUCGGGAAAGAUCCUCAACAUCUACAAGGAGGUGCUUUCCUUAGAUUCCCCCGUCUUGAGCAGAUACGAUGUGGCCGAGUUCCGCGACGUUUCCCCGUUGCAUGUGCUCCCGGGGUUGGUGGAUGCCCAUGUGCACUUGAACGAGCCCGGUAGAACCGAAUGGGAGGGGUUUGCCACGGGUACAAAAGCUGCGGCAGCUGGCGGGGUCACCACCGUGGUUGACAUGCCGUUAAACGCGAUUCCGCCGACAACGACGCUCGAAAACUUCCACAUCAAGCUUGAGGCAGCCAAAGGCCAGACCUGGGUGGAUGUGGGGUUCUGGGGCGGGUUAGUUCCAGAUAACCUCGAGGACUUGGUUCCGUUGAUCCAGGCGGGCGUGCGAGGGUUCAAGUCGUUCUUGAUUGAGAGUGGGGUCGACGAGUUCCCCGCAAUCUCCCUCGCACAUAUUUCUGCAGCGAUGGAAAAGGUUGCAGACUACAAGACUUUGCUCAUGUUCCACGCGGAAAUGGAGCCUGCCGAACCUGUUGCGGCGAACGCCACAGACCCAACCCUCUACUCGACCUUCCUCGAGUCUAGACCCGAUUCGUUUGAAACCACAGCCAUUGCAGGGAUCAUUGGGUGCGCCGCCAAGAACCCUACCGUGCCGCUCCAUAUUGUCCAUUUGGCGACCCACGAGGCGGUGCCGAUGAUUGUCCGGGCGCAGCAGCAGGGCUUGAAGGUCAGUGCCGAAACGUGUUUCCACUACCUUUCUUUGAGCGCUGAGACCAUCCCAAACUGCUCCACGCACUUCAAGUGUUGUCCACCUAUCAGAACCGAGGGCAAUAAGCAGUUGCUCUGGAAGGCGUUGCGCGACGGCGUCAUCCAGACGGUGGUGAGCGACCAUUCACCUUGCACGCCAGAGUUGAAGGGCUUGGAAAGAGGUGAUUUCAUGGAGGCCUGGGGCGGGAUUGCCUCUGUAGGGUUGGGAUUGCCGAUUAUGUACACCGAAGGACUCAAGUUGUCUCCUCCUGUUUCGCUCGUGGAGAUUCUGCGGUGGACCUCGACCAACACCGCCAAACAGGUUGGGUUGGGCCACCGUAAGGGCCAGAUCAGCGUGGGCUACGACGCGGAUUUGGCGAUUUUUGAUCCAGCCGCCAGUCAUAAGGUGGAGAACGCCAGAACCUUCUUCAAGAACAAGUUGACCGCCUACGACGGACUCGAUUUACAGGGCAGGGUCACUGAGACGAUUGUCAGAGGAAACACUGUAUUUACUCUCGCUGACGGCCAUUCUAAGACUGCCUUGGGAGGUUUGAUCUUGGAGCCAAGAGUGGACUAGAAGGUACAACCAGGAAUAGUGAUUUUAUGCAUUGUAAGCGGGUUGAAUGGAAAAUGUGCUCGGUUCCUGGAUAUUGACGUACGGUUAUAUGUAACUUGGAAUGGAUAGACAGGAAUAGGGCCAAAUCGAUCCAAUGGUGACCUACUUUCUAACGGACCACAAAUCAACAGUGUUGCAUACUGAUUUUCUGUGUAGAAAUAUAUCUCAUUGACGUUACAGUAUCGUACACGGAAGCCACUGGCCACCUUUUGAGAACCCCCCCUCGUCCAUACCGCUCAAUUUACCUUUAUUUUUUAUUCAUAAUUCAAAAAUAAGUUAUACAACGGGAUUCCUAUUUAUAUAAAC